Molecule: messenger RNA, 2972 nt
Organism: Schistosoma intercalatum
Lineage: Eukaryota; Metazoa; Platyhelminthes; Trematoda; Strigeidida; Schistosomatidae
Source: the annotation of a GenBank genome assembly
AUGACAUCAGAAGUAGACGUAGAUGAGCUUAUUAGUAGGCUUCUGGAGGUCCGAUCAUCCAGACCCGGGACUACUGUAAAUAUGAAGGAAGAAGAAGUCCGAUAUCUAUGUGUUACUUCACGACAAAUUUUCUUAUCACAACCUAUUCUGUUGGAAUUACAAGCUCCUUUGAAAAUUUGCGGUGAUAUUCACGGCCAAUACACAGACUUAUUACGUCUUUUCGAAUAUGGUGGUUUUCCUCCAGAAUCUAACUACCUGUUUCUUGGAGAUUAUGUGGACAGAGGCAAGCAGAGCUUAGAAACUAUUUGCCUUCUACUUGCGUAUAAAAUUAAGCAUCCAGAAAACUUUUUCCUUCUUCGUGGGAAUCAUGAAUGUGCUGCUAUUAAUCGGAUAUAUGGAUUUUAUGAUGAAUGUAAACGACGUUUCAGUGUUCGAUUAUGGAAAACGUUCACUGAUUGUUUUAACUGUUUACCAAUCGCUGCAAUUGUAGAUUCAAAAAUAUUUUGUUGCCAUGGUGGAUUAUCUCCAGAUUUGCAAAAUAUGGAUCAAAUACGACGUAUCAUGAGACCGUCAGAUAUUCCUGAUACAGGACUUUUAUGCGAUAUUUUAUGGUCAGAUCCUGAUAAAGAUGUUAAUGGUUGGGCUGAAAAUGAUCGUGGUGUGAGUUUCACAUUCGGUCCAGAUGUAGUCACUAAGUUUCUCAACCGACAUGAUAUGGAUUUAAUUUGUCGAGCGCAUCAAGUAGUUGAAGAUGGUUUUGAAUUUUUCUGUCGCCGUCAGUUAGUAACCUUAUUUUCUGCACCAAAUUAUUGCGGUGAAUUUGAUAAUGCCGGUGGUAUGAUGUCUGUAGAUGAGAAUUUAACAUGUUCAUUUCAGCCGAUUAUACUGAAAAUAUAGGUAUGAAGAUAGUAUACUCUUAACUAAAAUAUCACCAUGUUAACCACCAGUAUAAAUGUUCUUAUUUUUCACCAUCAUUUCGUGUAUAUAUCCAUUUCUCCUUACUCAAUCAAUACUUAUAUAUGUAAAUAGGUAUGUUUUUUCUUUAUUCCUCUGCCUGAUUACAAAACUAGGACAUAGUCAAUUUGUGUGUGGAUUUUUGUGCCAACAUAGAUUACUAAUCUUAAAGGUUUGUAGAAAAUCUUUCAUCUUAUUCCUUACGUGGCACUAAUAUGUGCAUACUUUAUAUAUAUCACACUAAUUUCGCAUUCAGUCAUCUGAUUGUAGUGCAGUGCCUCUGGUGUAUACAUACGCGCUUAUGUGUGCUAUUGAUCUCUGUUUAGCAAAACAAUAAUCGUUUGUUUAAUAUUUUGUUGUUUUUUUCAAAUGGGCAAGAUGAUGAUAAAUAUAUUUGUUUGCUGCAAUUAGUAUUACAAGUGGAUGUUUAGUUCGCGAACACGUGUUAUAUAUCGUGCCUUAUUGAUUAUUCACAUUAUGAUAAUAUAAACUUAUAAUAAUAAUAUAUGUUAACUUAUCCUGUGGACUUUCUCAAUCCAUAAUGAAUAAGAUGUAUCUCUAUGUACUUAUACUUUAAUGUUACUUAUCAAGAGAAUACUGAUCUUGUCCAAAUUUAGCUUAUAAAGAUAGUAGCAUUAGUAGAUAUUCGGAUAGCAACAUCGUUUGGUUUUUUAUCUACGUGUUAUCAAUUAAAGUUUGUAUGAGCUGCUGCAAAAAUUGCUUUGGUAAUUGUGGUAAUGGCCUCCACGUUGACUACUUAGGUGGUUAAACAAAAAAAACUUGACUUUAAACCAAUUAAUUGAAGGUUCAAAUGUUAAAACCCUACCAUUCGUUUUUGGUUUGGACACGAAAUCAUAUCGUAAGUUAUUAUUUUCUGAAAUUAACCUCUCAAAGUCGAGUUUAUAAACCUGUAAGUUGUUGAAUAAAUUGUAUACUGAAUUUAGUCACCAAAAGUUUAUAUUCAUACACUGACCAGUAAGUUAUCUAACUUACUACCUAAUUAAUAUUUAAAAAAUAAAAUGGUUUCAAAAUUUUCAUUAAAAAAAUUAUUUGUAGGAAAUAUUGUAUUUCAUUAAGUUUUAUAGAUUAGAAAAUUAAGAUAAGAUGUCCUGGUCGGAUUUCGUAUAGUGUAGGUUUUGGUAACUGUAUGAUGUGCUAUCUCAGUUAUACAUCUGUAGUUAAGAAAAUCUGUAACACUUCACCGAUAUUAGCCUCGAUAGUUUAAUUACUGAUGAGAUCUCUUCAGUGAUUAGAGGGACUCGUUUUGUCCUGUCCAACCUAUGUGUGUAUAAGUUAGUCACUGAGGCUGUGAAAUCCACCUAUUGAAACAUGAUCAUCGCAUCACCCGUAAGUAACCAAAUAUCCCGUUAUAAAAUUCAUUAGUAACAAUUAAUUAUAAUCAAGUGUUAUAUCUCUAACUUUAAGUCUUGAUAUGCCAUGUACAACCUAAUCACUCGAACGCUUGGACCUUACGAGUGUCAAGUUAGAAGACAAAAGAUGAGUGGAAAGAAAUCUUAUUCCAGCCAGUGUCAAAUAUGGUACAAAACACUCGGGUAUCUACAGUUUUUAGUGAAGACGAAAUCAUCAUUACAAUCACCCAACCCUCAGGCAGUGGUUUCUAGCAUCUAUCCAGUCUGGAAUUCUUGAAUGUCCUUCCAAACGAUGAUUGGAUGGAAUGCCUUCGGUUAUUCCAGAACUUUCUUGAGUUCACUGGGAGCCUUCCCCACAUAAAGCUUGAUCAACCAGUCCUUGACUUUAUCAUUCCAUGUGCGACUGACUUUAGAUAUAUGAAGAAAGUUGGCCUUUCUAGGAUAGCUUCGUUAACAUGAGAUAAAUAUUAGUUAUUGUAUUAUUCAAUAUGAAGUGAUAUGAAACUUACCACAGUAAUGUUAAUUGAUUAUUUAUUAUGUAGUUAUUUCUGACCUUAAGGCUACAAAUAAUAUUCUGAUUAACAAUUAUUUUUAGAAAUCGAGCUUUCAUUCUAGCAACAACCCAUAUAUAUAUAUAUAUAUAUAUAU